This is a messenger RNA of Cimex lectularius (bed bug), 2400 nucleotides long. It is a transcript of the gene CysRS, whose product is annotated as cysteine--tRNA ligase, cytoplasmic. Gene Ontology annotation, biological process: cysteinyl-tRNA aminoacylation. Bases 196 to 2379 code for a protein of 727 amino acids. Lineage: Eukaryota; Metazoa; Arthropoda; Insecta; Hemiptera; Cimicidae. Gene Ontology annotation, molecular function: ATP binding; cysteine-tRNA ligase activity. The transcript has 13 exons. The record is from RefSeq and is a predicted model, not a curated record. Gene Ontology annotation, cellular component: cytoplasm.
UGGUAGGUUUCGUGUGUAACUAUCAACUAGACACACACGUUACCUUCAGCUAUAAGUGUGUACCUAUAGUUUUCAAUUGUUCCAGGUCUAGAUUAAUUUUACCGUGACGGUUUUAUCGCCGUUCGCUACUUUGAGAAGAUAACAAUAAUAAGAUAAACGAAAAAAUUCUACAGACGCGUUCCAUAUAAUCUCAUUAUGACAACAAAAAGGAAAGGCUAUGAUUGGGUUGUGGAAGAGAGUGUGAACAGGCCUACUUUGAAACUUUUCAACAGUUUCACCAAGCGAAAAGAAGUUUUCAAGCCGAAGGAAGGAAACAAGAUCAUCUGGUACAGCUGUGGCCCAACGGUCUAUGAUGCUUCUCACAUGGGACAUGCUAGAUCUUACAUGUCAUUCGACAUACUAAGGCGAGUGUUGAAAGAUUACUUCAAGUAUGAUGUUCUGUAUGUAAUGAACAUCACGGAUAUCGAUGACAAAAUCAUAAGAAGAGCUCGGAGGCAAUAUCUCUUCAACAAGUAUCUUGAAACUGCCGCAGCGAAGGGGAAAAAGAGCGAGGAAAUUUUGGCAGACGCUUGUGAAGCUCUUACAAUUUUCCGCACCAAAGUUGAGGCUGCUGAAGACCAAGCAGUUAAACAGAUGCUCAUCAAUCAGACAGAGAAGGUCAACAGCGUUAUGCCUGAGCUGGAGGCUGCUGUUAAGAAAAAUGAUGAUGCCUUAUUAGGGCCGGUUCUAGAAAACUUUUUGAGAGUGAGUGAAGACGUCAUGAGCGAAUGGCUCGACCAUACCUUAGGCCAUACUGUGAAGGAUAAUAGCAUUUUUCUCUCCCUGCCGCGAUAUUGGGAAGAAGAGUUUCACAAAGACAUGGAAGCUCUCAAUAUAUGCGUACCAGAUAUUGUAUGUAGAGUGACUGAUUAUAUUCCAGAAAUAAUUAAAUAUAUAGAACAAAUUCAAAAUAACGGUUUUGCAUAUGAAUCACACAAUUCAGUCUACUUUGAUGUUACAGCGUUCGAUUCGAACAGUACUCACCAUUAUGCUAAAUUAGUGCCGGAAGCAGUUGGUGACCUUAAGUUGUUAGAAGAAGGAGAAGGCGUACUCUCAGAAAGUAAAGAGAAAAAAUCGCCCGGCGAUUUUGCUUUAUGGAAAGCGUCAAAACCUGGCGAGCCAUUUUGGGAUAGCCCUUGGGGCAAAGGACGUCCAGGAUGGCAUAUUGAAUGUUCGGUAAUGGCUUCGCACAUUUGUGGCGAUACACUGGACAUCCAUACAGGUGGGGUCGACUUGAAAUUCCCCCACCAUGAUAAUGAAAUAGCACAAGCCGAGGCUUAUUAUAAAAAAGACUUAUGGGUUAGGUACUUUCUUCAUUCAGGACAUUUAAAAAUCGAAGGGCAGAAGAUGUCCAAAUCCUUGAAGAAUUUUAUUACUAUUAAAGAAGCUCUGACAAAGUAUACAGCGAGGCAGUUGAGAUUGCUGUUUCUGUUACAUUCUUGGCGCGAUCAACUCGAUUACAGUGAUUCGACAAUGCUCAUGGCCUUGAAUUAUGAGAAGACGAUAAAUGAAUUUUUUCUGAGGGUAAAAGACUUCUUGAACAUUUCAAAAAAGACUAACUUCGUUGAUAACUUCCACAAAUAUACAGAUAACGAUGUUAAAAUGAAGGAGAAGUUUCAGAGGACUAAGGAUGCUGUUCAUGCUGCCUUCUGUGAUAGUGUAGAUACAAGGACUGUUAUGGAGACGAUCAAAGAGUUUAUAAGCUACUGCCACUCGUACUUAGAUCAGAAGAAUGUCGACAUAUCUCUCAUCGAGAACAUCGCUUUAUAUGUUACUGAUAUGCUCAAAAUAUUCGGCCUAAUAUUUGUAAAAUCUUCGAUUGGAUUUCCAGUCAAUGUGAAUGCCUCUGUGGACGUGGAAGAAGUUCUCACUCCAUAUUUAAGGAUUCUAGGUAACUUUAGGGAUGAUGUAAGAAAUAGUGCCAAGUGUUCGAAAGAUAUUGAAGUUUUGAAAUUGUGUGAUCAAUUGAGAGACGAUGUUUUACCAAAUGUCGGGGUACGUCUUGAAGAUAAGACUGAAGGCCCCUGUACAAUCAAACUAGUCGAUAGAACUGUACUGUUGGAAGAACAGAGGAUCAAAAGGGAAGAAGCUGCAGCUAAAAUGAAUAAAAAGAAAGAGAAAGUGAAUGUGAAACAAAAUCCAGAACCUGUUGAACCGCCACAAAACAUGUUCCGUUCCAUGAAGGACAAAUAUUCAGCUUUUACAGCAGAGGGUAUGCCAACUCAUGAUGCAGAAGGUAAAGAAAUUAGUAAGGGGCAGAUGAAGAAGCUUACAAAACUGUACCAAGCUCAAGAAAAGAAAUAUGAGAAAUUUGUUGCUGAUUCAGCUUUAAAAAAAUAAAUAAACAUUACCCAAAAUUAA